ACUGCAAGUCAAAGCAUUUUUUUCUUUAUCAUUACAAUUUUUUGCAUUCCAACGAUUGAAAAUGAAAGAAAACUGUAAACAUGAUUUUGAGCGUAAUGUCUUGAACGCGAAGACGACGGGACGAAAUAUGUGGUGUCGUCAAUGCUUCUUUUGUAGAACCAAACGUUCAUUUGCGGAAAAAAUGACGCAAUGUAAAAACUGUCGCGUGUUGGUGCACGAUCGGUGCCUAGCACCGAAAGUGAUCGGGUCCGCCGUGAGCGGCCUCCACGGCAUCCUCAAGUCGACCACGGGCGAUCGGGAGAGCGGUCCAAAGGGCAGCCCGCGCGUAUGGCAUUUGGACGACCUCGACGUGCACGGUUACGGUUACCAUCUGCACCGCGACCUCGAGGAUUUCCUGGUGCCUUGCCGCGCACCCUUGGAACUCGACGAUACCGUUGAGCCCGUGGUCGCCGAGUUUUUUAGAAUGUUCGCAGGGCGCAAGGACUCGUCGGGUAAAACGACCGCGGUGUCUACCGAGGAACCCAACUCUGCGGACGUGCGAAACGGCAACGGCGGCAGGUCACGGCGGAGAAGACGACGACGGAACGGACGGAGAGAUGCUAAUGCGAUUACAAAAAACUAAUCGAUUUCAUAUACAUAUAAAUAUGUUAUACUAAUAAACUAUUGUUGUUUCUGUUAA
Messenger RNA from Sipha flava (yellow sugarcane aphid), 679 nucleotides. RefSeq lists its product as uncharacterized. The record is from RefSeq and is a predicted model, not a curated record. Lineage: Eukaryota; Metazoa; Arthropoda; Insecta; Hemiptera; Aphididae. The transcript is spliced from 3 exons. Bases 62 to 622 code for a protein of 186 amino acids.